Pollicipes pollicipes is the source of this 1652-nucleotide messenger RNA. Its product is annotated as transcriptional repressor scratch 2-like. The transcript is spliced from 2 exons. Gene Ontology annotation, biological process: regulation of DNA-templated transcription. The record is from RefSeq and is a predicted model, not a curated record. Gene Ontology annotation, molecular function: RNA polymerase II cis-regulatory region sequence-specific DNA binding; DNA-binding transcription factor activity, RNA polymerase II-specific. The coding region runs from base 1 to 510 and encodes 169 amino acids. NCBI's taxonomy places the organism in Eukaryota, Metazoa, Arthropoda, Thecostraca, Pollicipedomorpha, Pollicipedidae.
AUGUCGGCGCCGGCGCCGGCGCACAGUCCCCGCCGCGAGCAGACGUACGUCAUCUACACCGGCGCGCCCGCCUUCUCCGACUACGGGCACACCUGCUGCGAAUGCGGCAAGACGUACGCCACGUCGUCCAACCUGUCGCGGCACAAGCAGACGCACCGCAGCAUCGACUCGCAGGGCGCCAAGAAGUGCCCCACCUGCGGCAAGGCGUACGUCAGCAUGCCGGCGCUGGCGAUGCACGUGUUGACGCACCAGCUGUCGCACAAGUGCCAUGUCUGCGGCAAGACGUUCUCCCGGCCGUGGCUGCUGCAGGGCCACCUGCGCUCGCACACGGGCGAGAAGCCGUACGGCUGCGCGCACUGCGGCAAGUCCUUCGCCGACCGCUCCAACCUCAGGGCUCACGUCCAAACACACUCGUCCAUGAAGACCUUCGUCUGUCGUCAUUGCAAUAAGUCGUUCGCGCUUAAGUCCUACCUAAACAAGCACUGCGAGUCCUCGUGCACUCGCCGGUAAGCGGUCGCCUGCCGGGCCACCAGGCUCGAACUGCGCUGACGGUGGCGUUAUCGCAUCCGCACCUUUGCUCCAUCAACGACUCCGCGGGGAGCGAGAGAGUCGCGCGGCAAACAACACUCCUGCGAGAGCCAUCGCUCCGAACUGCCGGCGGACCCGAGGGAGGGGACAUCACAGCGUCAGUUCUUGGAUGCCCGGCUCUUGACCACUCUCGGAACCCCGUGCGCGUGGAGCCAAUACUCAAGCCGAGUCCAGGCACCAAAGCAUCAAGUACUUAGUCUCCUAGGCUAGUGCUGAAGAUGUAGGUUUGCCUUAGCACUGUCCGCGCUUUACUCUGGUCUCAAGUGAGUCGGAGCUUGCUUUUCUAGAUUCAAAGUAUUUUUCAUAUCUGCAACAUUUUUAGAGUGUUCAAAUAGCAAGUAAGCAAUGCCCAGCUAUAUCUUUGUCCGCGUGUUUCCUUUGGGAAAUCUCAUCAGCUGACAGAACGUUAUCGAAGUCUAGUCACUACGAACGCGCAAUACUUAGCGCAAGCAUUGCACGUCCGCGAGGCCCGCUAGAAGGUUCGGACCCGUUAGUUCCUGGUCGAGGCAAAACGGAUGCUAUAAUAGUCAGCAAUAAUCAAUGUGGAAUCAACAGUGCGACUAGCUCAAUUGAUGUAUAGAUAUAGGUAUUUUUAUAUGGCAAGUUUUGUUCGGUGUAUUUUGAUGCUUUAUCAAUACUCGAAAUUGAUGUAAUAUGUGUCCUUAUGAGUACCAUAAGUUGUUAUAGGCGGUUCAUGUCAUGCAUGCUACAUGCUACAUGUGGUUUUCUAGAAACGAUUGUCGUAAAAUUGGUCGAUUAAGAGCGGAACUGUGUUCUUUCUUUUGAAUUUCAGCGUCGUUCCACAUGAACUUGACGACAUUCUAGGCACGUUGUUCAAACUAUCUAGAUUAUGUGAUAGCUACCGAAGGCUUCUGAGCUCUGCUUAGCACCAGCGACAACAUUUGCAUGGGUUAAAGGGGCUUCAGCUAAAACAAGGAAUCAUUGUUCGCUGUCACUAAAAUUUCAAAGUAGAGCAAUACAUCAUGUUGAAUCAACCACAGAUGCACGGGUGGUGCUCUCAAUGAUACGCCAUUAUGAAUGGGAAUGGCCCUUUUAUUUAUUAA